Messenger RNA from Aspergillus homomorphus CBS 101889, 1374 nucleotides. Its product is annotated as isocitrate lyase/PEP mutase family protein. The transcript is spliced from 2 exons. Bases 460 to 1374 code for a protein of 304 amino acids. Lineage: Eukaryota; Fungi; Ascomycota; Eurotiomycetes; Eurotiales; Aspergillaceae. Gene Ontology annotation, molecular function: catalytic activity. The record is from RefSeq and is a predicted model, not a curated record.
GAGGUGAGCCAACUGGAGAGUCCCGAUGUCACGGCGCGGAAGUCUUCAAUCAUACAUACAGCCGAGCCGAACCGAAGCAUCGAUAAGCAUCGGCGAACUGCAAAGACCUUCAAGACUUCAUCCUUCCGGUAUGGUCGGUAGUAUCUGCCGAAAGCCAGCCCUUUGCAUCUUGUUUCAAGUCCGAAACUUGGCCGAGGGAUUACCUAACAUCCGCCGAUGUCGGGUUCAGUAGUAAUGACAUUUUCUAGAAGUCUGCCUUUGCCGUGAAGAAAUAUGGGUCCUAGAGAUUCAUUGUGGCUCGAGACGAGUAUCGGUGAGGCGACGUUGAGCUCCGGGCAAUGGAUCAACGCCCUAUAAAGCCCACUCAGUCGCCCUCGACACCCGGCUUGACGUGGCGACGUCACUGACAUUUUUCUACGCUACCACUAUCUACUCGUGUAUAGAGCCGCCAACUCCAUCAUGCCUAUGGUAACCGCAGCCACAAGCCUGCGACAGGCUCUCGCAAACCCGGAAGCGUUCAUUGUUGCUCCCGGCGUGUACGAUGGUUUCUCCGCGCGCAUUGCCCUUGGAGCCGGUUUCAACGCCCUCUACAUGACGGGUGCCGGUACGGCCGCCUCCGUUCAUGGCCAUGCGGAUCUGGGUAUCUGCACCCUCAACGACAUGCGCGCCAAUGCCGAGAUGAUUUCCAAUCUGUCCCCCACCACGCCCGUCAUUGCCGAUGCAGACACUGGGUACGGCGGCCCGAUCAUGGUCGCCCGCACGACAGAACAAUACUCGCGAUCCGGAGUUGCUGCAUUCCACAUCGAGGAUCAGGUUCAGACAAAACGCUGCGGACAUCUGGGAGGCAAGAUCCUUGUGGACCAGGACACCUAUGUGACGCGGAUCCGCGCCGCGGUACAAGCCCGUCAGCGGAUCAGCAGCGAUAUCGUGGUGAUCGCGCGGACAGAUGCUCUGCAGGUUCGCGGCUAUGAAGAGAGUAUAGCGCGACUGCGGGCGGCGCGCGACGCUGGAGCAGAUGUCGGCUUCCUCGAGGGAAUCACCUCCAAGGAAAUGGCUCGACAGGUUGUGCAGGACCUGGCCGGAUGGCCGUUGCUGCUGAACAUGGUCGAGCAUGGAGCGACGCCGGACAUUACGGCGCAGGAGGCCAAGGAGAUGGGAUUCCGCAUCAUCAUCUUCCCAUUCGCAGCGAUUGGUCCUGCUUACAAGGCCAUGCAGGAGGCGAUGGAAAAACUCAAGAGGGAUGGAAUUCCAGGAUUGAGCGAAGAGAUGACACCACAAAUGCUGUUCCGUGUCUGCGGGUUGGACGAGAGUAUGAAGGUCGACGCCGAGGCGGGAGGCGCUGCAUUCGAGGGAGGGGUUGAGCUGCAAAAGUAA